Molecule: messenger RNA, 1365 nt
Organism: Oryzias latipes (Japanese medaka)
Lineage: Eukaryota; Metazoa; Chordata; Actinopteri; Beloniformes; Adrianichthyidae
Product: C-X-C chemokine receptor type 4
Biological process (GO): calcium-mediated signaling; G protein-coupled receptor signaling pathway; cell chemotaxis
Cellular component (GO): external side of plasma membrane; membrane
Molecular function (GO): C-C chemokine receptor activity; C-C chemokine binding
Source: RefSeq, a predicted model, not a curated record
UGUGGGAGGAGCAUCAACACAGAUUAAAAACCCCUCAGACUGAAGCUUUGGAAUCACUCUGCUGAAGAAGGAAGGGGACGGGUCCAUCAUGUCCUACUACGAGCAUAUUGUUCUGGACUAUGACUUAAAUGAUACGGGCUCUGGUUCUGGUUUGGGUUCUGGGGAAGUGGGUGUGGAUCUGGAGGAGCCCUGUGGAAUGGAGCACCUGAUGACAGCUGAGCUUCAGCAGGUCUUCCUGCCGGUGGUCUACUCCCUCAUCUUCAUCCUGGGCAUCACAGGGAACGGCCUGGUGGUGAUGGUGUUGGGCUGUCAGCGCAGGUCAAAGUGCAGCCUGACAGACCGCUACCGCCUCCAUCUGUCUGCUGCUGAUCUGCUCUUCGUUCUGGCGCUGCCCUUCUGGGCCGUGGAUGCCGCUCUGGCUGACUGGCGGUUUGGAGCAGUCACCUGCGUUGGCGUGCAUGUGAUCUACACAGUCAACCUGUAUGGCAGCGUUCUUAUCCUGGCAUUCAUCAGCCUGGAUCGGUAUCUGGCAGUGGUCCGAGCUACAGACACGAACAGUGGUGGUCUGAGGCAGCUGCUGGCACACAGACUGGUGUAUGUGGGAGCAUGGAUGCCUGCAGGUUUGCUGGCAGUCCCAGAUCUGAUAUUUGCCCGAACUCAGGAAGGAGGAGAAGGUUCCACUUUGUGCCAGAGAUUCUACCCAGACGACAACGCUCCUCUCUGGGUGGCAGUCUUCCACCUCCAGCUGGUGCUGGUGGGUCUAGUGAUCCCUGGCCUGGUGCUCUCGGUGUGCUACUGCGUCAUAGUCACCAGGCUGACCCGAGGCCCCCUCGGUGGCCAGAGGCAGAAGCGACGAGCUGUCAGGACCACCAUCGCUCUGGUGCUCUGCUUCUUCAUCUGCUGGCUGCCUUAUGGAGCGGGCAUCUCUGUGGACGCUCUGCUCCGCUUGGAGGUCCUGCCACGGAGCUGCAGACUGGAGGCUGCUUUAGGGGUGUGGCUUUCAGUUGCUGAGCCCAUGGCCUUUGCACACUGCUGCCUGAACCCGCUGCUCUACGCCUUCCUCGGUGCCGGGUUCAAGAGCUCGGCGCGGAGAGCCCUUACCCUGAGCCGGGCUUCCAGUUUAAAGGUUUUACCCCGAAGACGCCCUGGAGCCUCCACGACGACAGAGUCCGAGUCCUCCAGUUUACAUUCCAGCUAGUCCUUUCUUCAUGCGCUGUAUGGAAACUGUAAAAUACAAGUAAAGAAAUGACACAAGAUAAGGAGCAGUCUGCUGGUUCCGGACUCCUCUAAACUAAUGUAAAUAGUGUAAAUAUGCAGCUGUGUUCAUAUCCAUGUUUGUAAUGAAUAAAAAAGGAAAUUGAAUUA